GCGCAUGCGUUGUUCAGUUAGACUGGUGCCACCUCUUCGAAAUGGCGUCGUAAGGCGUCAUUGUGAUAGACAAGUCUAGUCCUACUGCGCAUGCGCAGGAACUGCGCGGGAACCUCCGAAUACCUCCUCGCUUUUCUGCGAUCCUGCUACCAGGAGCAGUCUCAAAACGCAAAACGUUAGAUGGCGUGGAUCGAAUUUUAAUUUUUACCGACCUGAACAUGUGACAAUUUCAGCAUAAUGUAAUAUUAAUAGUGAAACAGACAGUGUUGAAUACUUAUGAGUUAUAAUUUGAGAAUUUAAGUAUUCAAAGAUUACUUAGAAAUGAAAAGAAUUGGGAAUUUGCAAUUAAUAGUUGCAGAAAUAUGAACAUCUCAAAAUUUGAAAAUUUCGCAAUAUAGUUAAAUACGAAUCUGAGAAUCUCAACAUAGUUCAUGAAACUUCCCGACAAAAUGUUUUCGAAUUGCUACAAUUCGACUGCAAAAUUACGCGGUCCUAAAGGGUUAAAUUUCAUCGAAUCCAAGUUUCUGGUAAAAUUGGUGAUCGAAGAUACCUGGAAGAGGACAACAAAGCCGCCGGCGUGUCGAAGAGGGGGAUUACGGGAAAGAGAGAGGAGGUUCCUCAGUAAGUCGGCGACCAGAGAAAGAGAAGGAAGGCCAGCUUAAGGAUGGUGGUGAUCGGGUCUGGAUCCGCGACUGGCAGUUCACGGCUUGUAGUCUGGCCACAGUCAGUCAGUCAUUCAGUCAGUCGGUUGUAGUCCGGUGGUGUACGAGAUCGCUCCGUUGUCCGGAGCCGCGACAUGUUCCUUUCUCGUCCCGUUUCGCACGAUUUUCAACCGUAUUGUUAUUUAAUCUGUUGUCGAUACGGCUUUCUUACGCCUCCCCGUGAUCGAUCCUCCAUUUUUUUCUUUAAAUUUCGUGCACUUGGUUCCGCGUAAAAGUGAGCUCGAUCGAUGAAAGUGCAAGUGCUUGUAAGGUCAGUGUGUGCGUAAAGGACCUUCUCCUUUCUUCCGACACGGGGACCAGCGAUAAAGUGAGAGGAGGGCGCGACCUUGAGGAGGAUCUUGAGGACCUCCGCGAAGAGGUGACAGCCUCCAGAGACGUCGCGACGGAAACGCACGGAUGGUUAACGACGUGAUGAGCGAGUACGAACGAAUUAAGCGUUCGUGCUUGAAACGAGGGGAACUUUGGGAGGAUCCAGAAUUUCCGGCGACACAGACGUCUGUUUUCUACCAUCAGACACCUCCUUUUCAGUUCCAGUGGAAGAGACCGAAGGAAUUAUGCAAUCGUCCAAUAUUUGUGAGCGACACGCCAGCCCAGUUCGACGUGAUACCCGGGAAAAUGGGUGAUAAAUGGUUGGUAUCAUGUCUCGGAGUACUCCACCUGAGCAAAGGACUGUUCUACCGAGUGGUACCAGCUGAUCAAGGCUUCGGGAACACCGGCGAACCACCAGGAUCACCGACCGCAGAAUAUGCCGGGGUCUUCAGAUUCCGAUUAUGGUGGUGUGGUGCAUGGGUCGAAGUUCUGGUCGACGACAGGCUACCAACGAUUCAUGGACGACUGGCGUUUGUGCAGAGCCGUCACAGUGAUCAAUUCUGGCCUGCUCUUCUCGAGAAAGCGUACGCUAAGCUUCACGGUUCGUAUGAAGCUUUGAAGUAUGGAACUCUGCUGGACGGCUUGUCUGAUCUCACGGGUGGAAUCACUGAAAGUAUCGCGAUACGUCAGGAUCCUACUGCUUGCGGGAGAGUUCUCGCCAAACUGCUGGACAUGACUUCUCUCAUCACGUGUACAGUUAAUAAUAAUCAACAACAAAUUCGUGCCAGCACAGAGAAACUCGCGAAUGGAAUUCAAAUGGGCAUCAACUACAGGCUAUACGCAAUCGAGAGGGUAGAAACAUUCAAUGGAGAAGCAGUACAGUUGGUGAAGUUAAGAAAUCCUCUUGGACCUGGGAGAGAAUACGUCGGUGCUUGGGCGAGAGGUGGCCUCGAAUGGGAUGAAGUACCACCAAUGGAAAGAGAACGUUUAGCGGUCAGAAACAUGGCGGAAGGAGAAUUCUGGAUAUCCUACUCGGAUUUCGUGAAGACGUUCACUCACUUAGAAGUCGUACAUCUUGAUGCCGAAACAUCGAGAGACGAGCCAUCGUUGCAUAGUAAACAUACCUGGCAAAUGAAACUCUAUCAAGGUAGCUGGAGGAGGGGCGUGACCGCGGGAGGAUGUCGAAACAAUGAAGAAACCUUCCACAUUAAUCCGCAACUGCAUCUGAUACUGAGCGAAAUGGAAGAAGUGAUCGUCUCUUUGUACCAACAUUCCAUCAUGGAGAUCAAAGUGAUCGGUUUCACGGCGUACACGUUGCCGAAGAACAGCACCGAAUCGAUAAACAAGCAAUUUUUCAAAAAGAACAAGUCCCUGAUGAACUCGCAGUACACGAACAGCCGUCAGGUGAGCCACAGGUGUCAGUUAGAUCAGGGUGGUUAUUUGUUAGUACCGACCACCUUCGAGCCCACUCAAGAAACGAGUUUCACGUUGCGAGUCUACAGCAGUAAGCCUUUGAAACUUAAACUCCUCGAUACACCACCCUCCUUGGUAAAAUCCGCCAUCAUCAAAGCACCACCCCUGGAAGGCAAAGGCUUCUCGCAGUACGAGGCUGUUUUUUUGCAACUGGCUGACGAACACAGAACGGUCAACGCUUUUGAGUUACAAGAACUCCUAGAAGCCUGUUUACCUAAUGAUUACAUAAAAAGUUGCGCUUGUAUGGAAGUCUGUCGACAAGUGGUCCUCACGAUGGAUAGUUCGGGCAGCGGGCGAUUGAAGUUCAACGACUUCAAGGAUCUCAUGUGUAGUUUAAAGUAUUGGCAAGCGGCGUUCAAGAAUCAUACGAAAGAAAAGACUGGAAUACUUAAAGCAGAACGGUUACGAGAUGCAUUGUUAGAAGUUGGAUUCCAAUUAAACACGGACGUACUUUCGAUUUUGAUACUUCGAUACAUGAGGAAAGAUGGAACACUCAGAUUUGGCGAUUUUGUCUCAGCAAUAUUGCAUUUGAGCGAUGCAUUUGGUAUUUUUGAAAGUAAAGACCCUUUACAAAAUGGAACCAUAAAAUUAAGUUUAACCGAGUGGCUUAGAUCGUCUCUGAUGUGUUGAAUCCAUUGCUCAAUGGAACGUUGUGUACCUUGAAAUAAUUGUAAAUAAUGUUUUGUACGUCGUAUAUAGGUUUAAGUUUUAGCCAUAUUAAAAAUUAAUGAUCGAAUUCA
Molecule: messenger RNA, 3244 nt
Organism: Megachile rotundata (alfalfa leafcutting bee)
Lineage: Eukaryota; Metazoa; Arthropoda; Insecta; Hymenoptera; Megachilidae
Gene: CalpC
Product: calpain C
Biological process (GO): proteolysis
Cellular component (GO): cytoplasm
Molecular function (GO): calcium-dependent cysteine-type endopeptidase activity
Source: RefSeq, a predicted model, not a curated record